CUGCAAUUCUCUAGAAGCAGCAGGGCCUUCAGAAAGCAUGGAUUUCUGUAGUGACCACGAAGUGUCUUCUAUCGAGUCUACAUCUCUAGGAGUGUCACCUGCAGACUCUGUGGACAGCAGUACAGAAAACCAUGUCAGUCUAAGGAAGAAAGUGAAGAACAGGAUCUGCUCACUCUUCAAGAGGACAUGGAAUGCUAUAAAGCGUCCUUCGUUCAGUUGUGAAACACUGACAGAGCCGUUCACGCCUCCGUCACAUGACACAGAUCUAGACGGUGCAGAUUCAUCACGUCUUGCGGAUCCUAGGCUGGCUGAAUGGAGCUUUGACAGUGCCAACAACCCCUUUGAAGGAGGACGUGACAAUAGCCUGGAACUGUUAAGCAUUAGCAGUGAGGAACGAAGUUGGUCUCGGCAGAGUGGCCCUGCUAGAGAAGAGUGCGCAUGUUCUGAUCGUGAGAACACGUACGCAACAGAGUCUUCCCUGAGCCUGAAGGAGCCGAGUGACGAAGUGGCGCCUUCUGUGGAGAACAGCACAGAAAAACACCGCGGUUUGAGGAAAAGGAUGAAGAAAGGGAUUUCUUCAGUCUUUAAGAAAGCAUGGAAGCCCUUAAAGUGGCCCUCCUUCUGCUGCUGCCGUGGGACCAGAGUUGAGCCAUUUGUGCCUCUACAAGAGAACUCGGAGCCGAAUCCAGAGCCAGCUGAUCCCAAACCACACUUUGUUGCAGAGCCCUUUGGUUUUCAAUGA
This is a messenger RNA of Puntigrus tetrazona (Sumatra barb), 742 nucleotides long. RefSeq lists its product as uncharacterized. The transcript has 3 exons. NCBI's taxonomy places the organism in Eukaryota, Metazoa, Chordata, Actinopteri, Cypriniformes, Cyprinidae. Bases 38 to 742 code for a protein of 234 amino acids. The record is from RefSeq and is a predicted model, not a curated record.